Molecule: messenger RNA, 276 nt
Organism: Soboliphyme baturini
Lineage: Eukaryota; Metazoa; Nematoda; Enoplea; Dioctophymatida; Soboliphymatidae
Source: the annotation of a GenBank genome assembly
AUGGAGAAUUCGCUCGAUAUUGUUAUCCAUGUCUCGUUUAGCAUUGAACUGCGCGAACAUGUAAUAAUGUUCUUGCGCAGUUUUCGAGCAAUCAGUUUCUCACUUGGUCCUGUCGCUCCUCACCUCCUCUCCUCGCCUUGCACUGAUAUGGCAGGUAGCAUGUCGCGCGCGUUCCACUGGCGAUUGAGUGCCUGUCCUAUCGGUGAUGAUGGCCAUUGCAUUCCACCCCGUGACAUCAUCGUCAGUGCAUUUCAGACCAAGACCGAGGCAGAUUAA